Sclerotinia trifoliorum is the source of this 1111-nucleotide messenger RNA. The record is from the annotation of a GenBank genome assembly. NCBI's taxonomy places the organism in Eukaryota, Fungi, Ascomycota, Leotiomycetes, Helotiales, Sclerotiniaceae.
GUACCUAAUCCAACAACAUGUCCCGACAAACAUCUUCCAAAUUUGCCAUCUUCAUCUUAUCGACUGUCAUCAUUAUCCUUCUCAUCAUAGUAACAAUACAAUACGACGAACUAAGCAGAAUCCAAUCAAUUUCAACAAAUCCAUCCAACACCAGCUUGGCUACCUCCGCAAACCUCACAACAUAUCCAAUCAUCUCUCCCGAGUUCCCCAAAAAACUAUGGUAUAAAGUCGGAGCUCAAGGUGUCUCAAGCGAAGCAAGGAGUUUCAGACACCACUGUCUCAAUAUCAACCCAGGAUAUAAAUCCGAGAUACUCAGCGACGCGAUCGCAGACGAAUAUAUUUGGAAAUGGGUAUUCGCAGCGACCAGACAUCUUGAAUAUGUAUUUUUCGCUCAAAAUACCGACUCUACGAGCUGAUCUAUUGCGAUAUUUGAUUUUAUAUGCUUAUGGGGGAGUAUGGUUUGAUUUGGAUGUUUCGUGUAGGGAUAUUCCUAUGUAUAGAUGGGUAUUGGAGGAACGUCGCGGAGCGGCCAGUCUGGUUUUGGGAUUGGAGUUUGAUUGUGAGUGGCAGGAUUAUGGGAUUUUGUAUUUGCAGUUUGCGAGUUGGGCUAUUAUGGCGAAGGCUGGGUCGGUGCAUUUGUUGCGGGUGAUUGAGGAUAUUGUGGUGGUGCUUAAUGGGAUUGCAGGACGGAAUAAUGUGUCGGUUGAGGGGUUGCAGUUGAGUAUGAUUAGUGAUGUGGUGGAUGCGACGGGGCCGAAGAAGAUGACGCUAGGGAUUGUGAAGAGUCUUGAUAGGAUUCUAGGGAGGAAACUUGAUGAUCGCGAUAUCGGGGAAUUGAGACGUGCGAGAUUGAUUCAUGAUGCUUUGAUCUUACCUAGAAAUACGUUUACGGGGACUCAAAAUGUGUUUAAGAAGGAGAAAGGGGAUGUUUUUGUUAAUCAUCAUUAUGCGGGGAGUUUGAAGGAUACGUUUGGUGGUGAGGCGGAGAAGGGGUCGGAACGAGAUAGGGAGAUUAAAGAAGAGAAAAGAGUUGAGCGCGAGGGAAUUUUGGGAAAGAGAAGGAGAUUAAUAGACACGAUAUUUUAGGGCAAGAAAACAAUAAUAGACAAGA